UUCUCUCUUUUUCAGAGAUUUCUCUCUCCUUUGUCUCCUCCGUUCUGUUAGUUCUUCUCUUACAGCGGAACAUACAUUUGGAGCCGGAAUUUCUUUUCCGGAACCCGCUUCUAGCCUUCGAAACCACUUUUAGUCGCCGGUAAGCAGCUUAUUCCUACCCUGAAAACCGGUAUUUAGUUCUUUGCCACUCCGAGCGAGUCCACGAGGUGGAACCAGUGCUUGCUUUGACUUGGAAAUGUCCGUGGAGGCCCUAGGGCUUUGGUAUCGGAGAAGAGUCUCGGAUCUGCGGUGAAGCCGUGUGAUGUGAGCAGCGGGAGUUGAUGGUAGUGUACGGACAAGGCAGCGGUAGUCUAUGAUGACCGGUGCUCCGGCGAGCGAUCUGACAGGGUGGUGGCAUUUUGGUAAAUCUCUCACAUGGAAUGGCCGAUCUUGUUAGCUACGGGAAUGCAGACCGUGACAUCGAACAGGCAUUAAUUGCUUUGAAGAAGGGUGCUCAACUGCUUAAAUAUGGUCGGAAGGGAAAGCCUAAGUUCUGUCCAUUUAGAUUGUCAAAUGAUGAAUCAUCAUUAAUUUGGAUUUCAAGUGGUGAAGAAAGAACUUUGAAGUUAGCUUCUGUCUCGAGAAUUAUUCCUGGACAAAGAACAGCUGUCUUCCAACGGUAUCUGCGUCCUGAAAAGGACUAUUUAUCUUUUUCUCUUAUAUAUAACAACGGAAAGCGGUCCCUUGAUCUGAUUUGCAAGGAUAGAGUUGAGGCAGAAGUGUGGAUUGGAGGCCUCAAGGCAUUAAUAUCUUCAGGUCAAGGUGGGCGCUCCAAAAUUGAUGGACGGGGAGAUGGAGGCCUUUACCUUGAUGACAGUGGAGACUUGACAUCAAAUAGUGCAAGUGACAGUUCACUUAGUGCUAGUCGAGAUAUUAGCUCACCGGAGAUUUCGGUCACCUUGAACCCAGUUACGUCUCCAAAGAGUUCGCAGCCUGACAAUUCUGUGCAUUGUGGAAGGUCACAUGCAUCAGACGAGACAAAUAUGCAAGUAAAAGGAUCUGGUUCAGAUGCUUUUCGUGUUAGUGUUUCUAGUGCACCCAGUACCUCCAGUCAUGGCUCUGCACCAGAUGAUUGUGAUGCGUUAGGGGAUAUAUAUAUAUGGGGUGAGGUUAUCUGUGAUACUAUUGUGAAGGUCGGAGCUGAAAGAAAUACUAAUUAUUUGAUCCCAAGAGCAGAUGUGCUUCUACCCAAGCCUUUAGAGUCCACUGUAGUUUUGGAUGUACAUUAUAUAGCCUGUGGAGUCAGGCAUACUGCACUAGUCACCAGGCAAGGUGAACUUUUUACAUGGGGAGAAGAAUCUGGAGGGCGGCUUGGUCAUGGUGUUGGAAAGGAUGUUAGUCAACCCCGUCUUGUUGAAUCUUUGGCUGCUAGUAGUGUUGAUUUUGUGGCCUGUGGGGAGUUUCAUACUUGUGCCGUGACAAUGGCUGGGGAACUCUAUACGUGGGGAGAUGGUACACAUAAUGCUGGGCUCCUUGGACAUGGCACCAAUGUCAGCCAUUGGAUACCCAAGAGGAUCUCUGGUCCUCUUGAGGGACUUCAAGUUGCUUCAGUUACUUGUGGUCCAUGGCAUACUGCUUUGGUAACAUCAAUGGGGCAGCUCUUCACUUUUGGUGAUGGAACAUUUGGUGUCUUGGGCCAUGGAGAUAGGGAAAGUGUUUCCUACCCAAGAGAAGUAGAAUCUCUCUCUGGUUUGAGGACAAUUGCUGUUGCAUGUGGGGUGUGGCAUACAGCUGCUGUGGUGGAGGUUAUCAUGACACAGUCUAGUGCUAGUGUUUCAUCUGGUAAAUUGUUUACGUGGGGUGAUGGAGAUAAAAGUCGUCUUGGUCAUGGGGACAAGGAGGCUCGUCUUAAACCUAUGUGUGUGCCAGCACUUAUUGAUUACAAUUUUCACAAAAUUGCUUGUGGGCACAGUUUAACCGUUGGCCUGACCACAUCAGGACAUGUUUUUACUAUGGGGAGUACUGUUUAUGGUCAACUUGGGAAUCCCCAUGCUGAUGGAAAGUUACCUUGCUUGGUUGAGGGAAAGCUUGCUGUUGAAGUCAUUGAAGAAAUCGCCUGUGGUGCAUAUCAUGUGGCGGUAUUAACUUCCAAGAAUGAGGUUUAUACAUGGGGAAAGGGUGCUAAUGGGAGGUUGGGUCAUGGAGAUGUUGAAGAUCGGAAAACACCGACUCUGGUUGAAGCUUUAAAGGAUAGACAUGUAAAAUAUAUUGCUUGUGGUUCAAACUAUUCAGCUGCUAUAUGUCUUCAUAAAUGGGUUUCUGGUGCGGAGCAGUCACAGUGCUCUGCUUGUAGACAGGCUUUUGGGUUUACCAGAAAGAGGCACAACUGCUAUAAUUGUGGACUUGUGCACUGCCAUUCUUGCAGUUCCAGAAAAGCAUUAAGAGCAGCACUGGCUCCUUAUCCUAGCAAGCCGUAUCGUGUUUGUGAUUCUUGUUAUGCAAAGCUUAACAAGGUGUUAGAAGCUAAUGGUAAUAACCGGAAGAAUGCUCUACCUCGCUUGUCGGGUGAAAACAAGGACAGGUUAGACAAAGCUGAUAUAAGAUUGUCUAAGUCAGUGCCUUCUAAUAUGGACUUGAUAAAGCAAUUAGAUAGCAAAGCAGCCAAGCAAGGAAAGAAGGCUGAUACGUUCUCCCUAGUUCGCUCUUCUCAAGCACCUUCUUUACUGCAGCUGAAAGAUGUUGUUUUGUCUAGUGCUGUUGAUCUGCGACGAACUGUUCCCAGACCAGCUCUCACGCCAUCUGGAGUAAGUUCUAGGUCUGUGUCUCCUUUCUCGAGGAGACCCAGCCCCCCGCGCUCUGCCACACCUGUUCCUACGACAUCAGGACUUUCCUUCUCUAAAAGUAUGAGUGAUGGUUUGAAGAAAACAAAUGAGCUAUUGAAUCACGAAGUGCUCAAGUUAAGGGCACAGGUGGAGAGCCUGAGGCAGAGAUGUGAAUUUCAAGAAGUGGAGCUUCAGAAAUCAGCAAAAAGGGCUCAAGAGGCCAUGACCAUCGCUGCAGAGGAAUCUGCUAAAUCUAGAGCUGCUAAAGAAGUUAUAAAGUCACUGACUGCACAGCUUAAAGAUAUGGCUGAGAGGCUGCCACCUGGGGUUUAUGACCCUGAGAGCAUGAGGCCUGCUUACCUACCAAAUGGUCUAGAGCCAAAUGGCAUUCAUUAUCCAGACACACAUGGAGAGCACCAUUCCAGAUCUGAUUCAAGCAGCAGCUCUUAUUUGGCUUCAACCCCAGAAAUCGACUCUGUUUUAAUAAAUGGAACUCAGGGCCCAACUCAUCCUAGGGAUCUGGCUGGAAACAUUGAAUCUAACACAUACCAACAAAACCGGGAGCCCAUAACCUCCAGCGGAACAGAUGAACAUCCAGAUGUAAGGCUGCCAAAUGGCGGAGGAGGGUUUCAGGAAAGUGGCAGUGGUCUAUCAGAGGCAGUUGAUGGCAAGGCAUCUGAGCCUUUCCAAGACGGUGACAAUGGAAUGAGAUCUAGAAAUUCGACACUAGGUGUUAGUGGCAAUGAAGUUGAGGCAGAAUGGAUAGAACAGUACGAGCCUGGUGUGUAUAUAACUCUUGUGGCCUUGCUAGACGGGACUAGAGAUCUCAAACGAGUUCGCUUCAGCCGAAGAAAAUUUGGCGAGCACCAAGCUGAAGCUUGGUGGUCAGAGAAUCGUGAAAGGGUGUAUGAGAGGUAUAAUGUUCGGGGGUCGGACAAGUUGUCGAUUUCUAGCCAGGCUGCUCGCAGAUCAGAGGGAGCUGUCUCACCAGCUUCCCAAUUCUAGCGUAAAGGGAGGAAGGGAGCCACAUUUUGCAUCGUAAUUAUGACGACUUUGAAGCAAAACACAUUUUUUGUACUUUUAUUUUCCAUCAUUCUCAUCCUUCCCUUUUAUUCUUCUUCUUUCCUAGAAUUAUUUUGUUCUGUCCAAUUAAAUCUCUGGGUAUCUGCCUUCACAUAUCUAUUGUAAGUUAGUGUAUAUAUGGCACCAAUUGCGCGAUAAUUUCGGCCAA
Juglans regia (Persian walnut) is the source of this 4032-nucleotide messenger RNA. RefSeq names its product PH, RCC1 and FYVE domains-containing protein 1-like. The coding region runs from base 420 to 3806 and encodes 1128 amino acids. Gene Ontology annotation, molecular function: metal ion binding. The transcript has 9 exons. NCBI's taxonomy places the organism in Eukaryota, Viridiplantae, Streptophyta, Magnoliopsida, Fagales, Juglandaceae. The record is from RefSeq and is a predicted model, not a curated record.